Molecule: messenger RNA, 2125 nt
Organism: Gigantopelta aegis
Lineage: Eukaryota; Metazoa; Mollusca; Gastropoda; Neomphalida; Peltospiridae
Exons: 3
Coding region: 109-2070 (653 amino acids)
Source: RefSeq, a predicted model, not a curated record
UUAUUGAUGACGUCAUAAUGUUCAUUGUAUGUACGAUACUGGCUUGGAGGUACAAAUCAGAACACACUUUUAAAAAAAUACGAACAGCUUACAAAAUUAAAAAAAGUCAUGACAACCAGCCAGUGUUGGACGCUUUGGCAGAGCAUGCCUCCAAGAUACCAGUUGUCGGCGAAAGAGUUUAUCGUCCAGCAUCCAGAAUGGAAACCAGCGCUCGACAACAACGCAACGUUGCCGGCGGCUGAGGCGUAUUGUCCGGUGAAAACGAAGGUAUCCUUUUCCGGAAUUGCGCCACAUUCACACAACGAGAAUCUGCGAGCUCGUGUAGAGAGUCGAAGCCAGGCCUUCCCGGUGAGGACGUCUGUGUACAUACGCAAUCUAAAACACCAGAAAAGGGUCAACUCUGCCAGACAGCGAAUAAUGGACGAUCCAACAGUCAUUUCAUACACGCCGUUAAUUCGGGCACACACAACGCCUCAGAUACCACUUACAAACCUGGCCAACCUGGAAUCGUUUGAUGACUUCCAGAAUCAAGAGGAUCAGAAACCACAGAGGGCGUCCCUUUCCGUGAAAAACAUUGCCCCUUUCCUCAGCACUAGUCCAAAAAACAAAAUAAAAGGACGCAUGAAACAGUACGUUGUAACCCCCUCCGAUAACGCAGUCAUGUACAUCGAUAACGACAAAAUAUUGUACUUUCGGAACAACAAACCCGACAUAACACAGUUAUUCAAGACGGAAGAAAACUACAUUGCUCACCUGCGUAAAGAAUUCCUCAAUCGUGCAACGGCUGCUAGAGUGGAAAGCGACGGAGCUGUCAAAGCUGUAGUAAAAGAAAGAAUUGACUACGACAGGCGGGUCGGCCACAUCCUUGACUACUAUGAAAAGGGAGACAUUUCGUGGUUUAAGAAGCACGAAAAAGCGACCGACAAUGAAACCUCCGAACCUCAUGAAGAUCGCAUUCAAUCAGCGCGAACUGCGAGCGGCACUAGGACAUCAAGGAGCUGCCAGACACCAAGAAGGACAAAAAGUUCCAGGUCUGCCCGUCUAAGGAGCCUGCUUGCGGGUCCUGACAAAUCGAGUCAGACGAGAGCAACAUGUCUUGAGGAAGACUGGCAGACGUACCUCAAGAUGAAUGUUCAGUCAAUUCUACACGGAAGGGAAUUUCUUCCUGAGACUCCUGAUGGUCAUGGUGGUGUCAAUCAAAUGGAAUGCAGCAGCCUGACCAAUAGUAUAUCCUGCGAGUGUAGGAUGUGUCGUUUGGAGAUGCUCUCUCCCUCACCCCAAAUUCCCCCAAAAAUUUGUUUUAAGGAAGAACACAGAGAAAUAUCUAAAAUGUUGAAUGACCAACCCCUGCUUGUUUCUGGGGGUGGAGGUUCAUUUAGUCUCAAUCUGGAAACUGAGGAUUCCAGUUUAAAUACAAAAGCAAAACAAGCAGAUACAGAAGAGAGUGCAGACACGACGAACGGUGAAAGGGUAAGAGAGUGCAGAAAGAAAGAGGAAAGGGAGAAAGGAAGUAGAGAAAAAGAAAAAAAGAAGAAAGAGAAAAGAGACAAACAGGGCAAAGAGAAAGUGGAAAGGGACAAAAAGGAAUGGGGAAAAGGCGGAAAUGAGGAAAGGGAAAGCGUGAAAGAGGCAAGUUUGAAAGACGAAAAGUGGGACGAGGUAGGGCAGGAAGAGGAAUGGGAGAAAGAGCAAAGGAAAAAGGAAUGUUCUUGGGAUGAAGAAAUUCACAGAGAUGCAGAAUAUAUAUCAAUCACACUUCCAGACAUCCAGGAAAUAAGCAAAGAUCACGCAGCCAGUCCUAUACAUUUCAACUUCAGUUACUGUCCACCUCCAAAUCACAGUCCUUGUCUCUGCACACACAGAAGAUGCUUGCUCUUGUGGCCACCUGUGCCUCACACCCAUUUCUCCCCCAUCAGCUGGGAUCGAUCGUCAUUGAUGGACUCAGGGUUAUCCGAUCCCAACCAAUGCCCCACGGCUGAUGUACUUGGAUUCAACGUACUUUCAGCACUAACCAUUUUGAAGUGCUCGUUUUAUGACCCUCCCUUCCCCACCCCCAAUGUACUUUUUUGAUGAUCAGCUGAUUUGUUUUUAUUCCUGGCCCCUUAGGAACCGUGGGUCCGUGCCC